AUGGUUCAAGAAGAUCUUGAGAUGCACGAAAAGCAACGCAACCUCAACUCGGUGUUUGAGCUUCUGUCUGAAGAUGCUACUUGCAACGCAUCCUACGAAACGACAGUGCAAUUCAAACUCCUCAAAUUUGAAAGGAAACCAAAGCCACCUAUUGCCUACGAAAUCGCGAAGCUACCGGCAAGUAAACUACUGGUAAAACCUGAUGAAAUUACCAGAAUUUUCCCGAUGGAUCUGAUAAAGAAGUGUGCUACCAAGGUUGUGGCGUUUCAGAAAAAACACAAGGGCGUCCGCGAACUAGAUAUUGCGCUCGAAGUGGUUGGUGUUGGGGUGUUUGCCAAUUCUACGAUAAAGCUCAUGAAAAAAUGGCAUAUUGCAAAUGCGGCGUUUAGAAGAAUCAAUAGUGCGCUCGCAUGGAUUGAUAACGUGGAUCUAUCGCGUUGCGACAACAGCAAUUUUUCUGUCGAGCGCGACCUGGACUUGCCAUCCAAGCUGAAGGAGAUUAAGGUUUUGACGUCACAGGUGGAUGUACUGGACAUUGCAGGCAAGGGACUAAUAACGGACGAGAUAAUGCACAAGAUACUGGCCAAGAUAUUUGGCUCUAAGGACGGAAUUACUGUCUUCGAUUCGUCAACACUUGGCACUGUAGUUGACGGAAAGAGACGCACUGAGCGGGCUUACACGUGA
Phytophthora nicotianae INRA-310 is the source of this 684-nucleotide messenger RNA. RefSeq lists its product as hypothetical. The transcript has 3 exons. NCBI's taxonomy places the organism in Eukaryota, Oomycota, Peronosporomycetes, Peronosporales, Peronosporaceae. Bases 1 to 684 code for a protein of 227 amino acids. The record is from RefSeq and is a predicted model, not a curated record.